AUGAGACUCACUCACCCUGCACUGUUGCUGGCCCUGUGCCAAAUUGCUUCAGCAUCGCCAUGCAAGCCCUCUUCUUCAGUCACUUUCAGUGCUCCUACGAGUACCGACAAUGAGUCCGCAUCAUCUGCGACUGAAACAUCGACGGCGCUCUCGGUGGAAACAGGCUCAUCCACUGUCUCUCAUGACGCAACGUUGACUGCUUCUGAGACCUCAUCGACCUCCGACUUGUCAAUCUCCACGACUUUUGUGUCAACUUCAAACGCAGAGACUACAACUUCAGUCGAAGUGACAACUACACUUGAAGCGACAACAGACUUGUCGACAAUCGUGGAUGAGACCAGAACCACUUUUGAGAGCGAGACGUCUGCUACUCUCAUCUCGACUACCACCGCUGAGGCUUCAACCACCACAGCAGCAGAACCCGAAAUCCCAUCCAACCGUGUCCUCAACCCCGGCUUUGAGGAUGCAUUGGUAGCCCCCUGGCAGUUUAUGUCCGGAUCGUUAUCCCCUUCGUCAUCUGAAGUCCACACUGGCGCCCAAGCCGGUUUCUUCACCGGCACCGCCCCCCUAACCUCAUUGAUGGGCUCCAAACAAAUGAUCAACCCAGCUUGGAUCACGCCCGGCAAGAGCUACAAGUUCUCCGCCUGGGUUCAUAUUACAGAUACUAUUAACUGUGGUUACCGCACGAUAGUAUGUGGUCAUGGCAACGGGCAAGGAACGACGAGUGCAGUUGGUUUCAUUGGGAACACAGCGGAUUUCGCCUUGGCGAGUGUGACGUGUUCCUGGACGCAGGCGCAGUGGGAGGCUGGGCCGAGUGUGCAGAUUAGGAGUUAUUGCUCGGGAUUUUCUUUCUAUAUGGACGAUGCAACCUUGGAGGAGGUUGAGACACUGGGGUGA
Messenger RNA from Fusarium tjaetaba, 897 nucleotides. RefSeq lists its product as uncharacterized. The record is from RefSeq and is a predicted model, not a curated record. The coding region runs from base 1 to 897 and encodes 298 amino acids. The transcript has a single exon. Lineage: Eukaryota; Fungi; Ascomycota; Sordariomycetes; Hypocreales; Nectriaceae.